GUAAACUGUAGACGGCCACACGUGUGUACCCUUUCCAGUUGAGUUCAAGAUGGCUACAAAACCAGCAAAGAGAAACAGGGAACCAAUCCAGUGCGUCCAGGUUUUCGGCAGAAAGAAAACUGCUACUGCUGUGGCCUACUGCAAACGGGGUAAUGGUAACCUAAGGGUCAAUGGACGUCCUCUGGAUAUGAUUGAACCUAGGGUACUUCAAUACAAACUUCAAGAACCAAUUUUACUUCUUGGAGAGGAAAGGUUUUCUGGUGUUGACAUCCGUGUUAGGGUUAACGGAGGUGGUCAUGUGGCUCAGAUUUAUGCUAUUAGACAAGCAAUCUCUAAGUCACUAGUCUCAUACUAUCAAAAAUAUGUAGACGAAGCUUCUAAAAAAGAAAUUAAAGAAAUCCUCACUCAAUAUGACAGGACACUUCUUGUAGCAGAUCCUAGGAGGUGCGAGCCUAAGAAGUUUGGAGGUCCUGGAGCGAGAGCAAGAUACCAGAAGUCAUAUCGUUAAAGUUUCUGUGUACACAAUUUUUACAUAUGUAUUGGUUUAUAUAAAGUAAACCAAAUU
This is a messenger RNA of Nezara viridula (southern green stink bug), 565 nucleotides long. The record is from the annotation of a GenBank genome assembly. Lineage: Eukaryota; Metazoa; Arthropoda; Insecta; Hemiptera; Pentatomidae.